GGAAAGCUCUGACUGUCCUGGUUUUCUGCAGCAUGCACACUGGUGAGGUGGCGUCUGAUCGCGUUCCUCUCCACAGCUGAAUACGCACACAAGUGGCACCGGUGGAGCUUUUCACCGGCCUCUCGUAGUUGAUGGAUGUGUAGCUUGCUCUUGCUGGUGAAGUAGCGUUUGCAGGUGAGACACUGGAGGCUGGGGUCGGGGAAAUGGAGGUGCAUGUGCUCUUGCAGGUGGGAGCGCAUUUUGAAGCAGCGACGACAUUUAGGGCAGGUGUGUGUGCGAUAGAUGUGCUCUGAUCCUUCUGCGAGGAACUCUGAUAGACAAGAACAAAACGAUACGGACAUUUAGUCAAAAUAUAAAGAGAUGGUAAGACUUAUGGUAUUCAUACUUUGGUUAUUUAUUUGAAUUUUUAAGAAAAAUAAUUAUAUGCAGGUGAAUUUAUAUUAUCUGUUUUUGUCACUAUGAUCUAGAUAUACCUUUAGAUGGCAGUGUUUCAGUGUCUCCAGCUGAAGUUGUGUCUCUUUUUGUCGUCUUUUUCACUCUCUUCAUGAUUUGUCUCUUAGGCUGUUCUUCCAUUUCUUCUCCUGGUAACGAAGAUGCUGAUUAGGAUUUCAGUUUUCUUUUCGGUCUUCAAACUGUCAAACUAUCAAACCGAGGUUCAUAUUAUUUAGUACAAACAAUAAAUUCUACAGUUGAACUUUUUAUGAAUUCAUGAGUCAGUGGUUGACAUGUUGAUAGCAGCUGCAUGUAUGUAAAAAAAAGUACUGUGAUACGUGAGGGUAGGGCUGGGUGAUCACUUUUAUUUAGAAAAGUAGCUUGUAGUAGUGCAACUUGAUAUUUUUUGUACAUGCAACUUCAGUAGUUGUCGUCUUCAGUUUAUGUGCUCUGAAAUGCACUUUACUUUAUAAAACGGAUGUAUUUGUGUUAAAGAUUUGAGUCUUUUAAUACAUUUGCUUGGUUUGAAUUCUAUAAAAGUGGGUCGCGACUUAAGGACCAUGGGAAACUGUGGGUCCCAGGGUGCGACCAGUUGAGAACCACUGAUUUAAAACCCUUUUAUUUCAGCAGUCAACUAUGUUUUCAUUCACCCACAGAUUUAGUGACAUUAAAAGUCUUUAUAUGUUGCUUUAGAUUUCCUAACACACUUAUUCAUAUAUAUUUUCAUGCUUGCAGUAGGUCACUCACUUGUAAUCAAACUGUAAUUCAUCUUAAAUCCACUUUAACCCUGUUUCUCCCUACCGCCUGGCUUUACACUGUUCAUUGUACCUGAAAAACACAACAUCAACACUUAUCAGCUCAACAGCGUGCACUCGUGUUUGUGAUCAUCUGCACUUGUACUCAGAAGAUUACCUCUAUAAAAACGAAUAAGAUAAAAACUCACUUACCUUUUAUGAAAACACAAACAGGGAUUUACCGGCUACAUAAUACUGCUAGCAUAACAAACGUUAGCAUCUCGGAGGUUUUUCGUCCGACCGGUUCAAUCACAGUUCCUGCCCGGAGUUCGUGAAGUUAUUCCGGUCCGUACAAUUCAACAGAGCAAAGAAAUAAUAAAAAAUAUCAUAAUAUUUAUUUUAGAGAGUAUUUUUGAGUUAGCUUGCGGGGAAAUAACUUCAAAUGGAAGAGGGGGAACCAACGUCUACAGGAAAGUCGGAAUCGAAUGAGUGAAACACAGGAAGUGUAGUAGAGGUCGGUUCCACUACAGUAACAUAUGGAGCAUUUUCAUACAUUGAACCCAUGAGGGUUUACUCGGCUGUUUUAAGGAUUAAAUCCGCGGACUUCAGACUCUAAAUUACCGUUACUAUUUUGCGAUGUGCGCUGAAGACAAAAAGGCAAGACUGCGGGAUGAUAAAUGAUAAUUUAACAUGAUAAAAUUAUGAAAAACUAACAUUUAUCAGACAGAUCGUUCCCUUACAGCUGUUAUGAGGAUUCUUAGAGGACUAAAACAUCUCUGCUCAGUCUGAAAUGUCUCAUAUUUUGUGAGUUAGCUUCUUGUGACUCUACAAAGAAGAACUUUAGUCUGAGGAGGUUUUGCAGAGACCACCAUCAUGCCCCUGUCAGACUUUCUGGAUGGCCUGAAGGACAACCCUUACUUUGGAGCAGGGUUUGGACUGGUGGGGGUCGGGACAGCCUUGGCAGUGGCCAGAAAAGGAGCCCAGGUUGGGAUGAUAUUCUUUCGCAGGCACUACAUGAUCACCCUAGAGGUCCCCAGCAGAGAUAAGAGCUACCACUGGCUGCUGAGCUGGAUCACCAAACAUGCCCGGCACACCCAGCACCUGAGCGUGGAGACCUCCUACCUGGCUCAUGAGAGUGGACGGGUCCACACACAGUUUGACUUCCACCCGAGUCCAGGAAACCACAUCAUCUGGUAGGAGAAGUGACCUUAACAUCAUCUCUCAUGAAGUGCAAAAACAAUCAAUAUAAAAGUAUAUUCACAUUUAUACAUGCGAUGUAAAUGUAAAUGUUAUUUAUUUUAUUAACCAACAUGCUUUACAAUACAUAGAAAAUAAAAAUGAGUAAAUAAAAACAAUAAAAAAAGAAUAAAAUACAAUGCAAUAAAAUAAAGUGUCACCAUGCCACUGGGUAUUAAAUCCUAAAUCCUAAAAGAGGCGGGAAGCCAGUGAAGGAAGCUAAGGACUGGAGUGAUGUGCCCACGUCUGUUAGUGUUAAAAGACGGGCAGCAGCAGCAUGUAAAUGAACCGGUUUUCACAUCUGGCUAGGGUUUGGGACACUGUGCUGUUUGUUUACAACCUUUCCAAUUUAUUUCCUUUGCGGUCUGCAGGUAUGGGAGGAAGUGGAUCAGGGUGGAGAGGACAAGAGAGAAACAGAUGGUGGAUCUGCACACUGGAACUCCCUGGGAGUCCGUGACCUUCACUGCUUUAGGCAGAGACAGACAGAUUUUCUUCAACAUCCUACAAGAAGGUAAGAAGAAGAGCACCGGACGGCUCGUAUAGACCUGCCUUACUGUGUGAAGGCUGCAGUCGAGUUUAAAGGUUCUUAAUGCAGCUCUCAAUGCCUUUUUGCAGCCAGAGAGUUGGCCCUGAAGCAGGAGGAGGGACGGACAGUGAUGUACACAGCCAUGGGUGCAGAGUGGAGGCCCUUUGGGUUUCCACGGCGACGCAGGCCCCUCAGCUCUGUGGUCCUGGAUGCGGGUGUCGGAGAAAAGAUCGUGGAUGAUGUGAAGGAGUUCAUAGGAAACCCAAAGUGGUACACAGACAGAGGUAGAAAAUCCUGUUUUCACUUAGUGUGUAGAUGAAUAGUCUAUAUAAAUCAUGUUUUUGUGUCAUGACUGUUACUGUUUUGAGAUAUUUUGCCCAAGCUGUGUCUGUGAAAAAACUAAUGUUACAUUCUUUCAAAACUUUUUAAAUUUAACAUAGAAAGUCAAGUGUCUAAAAGAUUUAGAGUCCAUGUAGGCUGCAGUUUAACCUGUACUCUUGACAGCUUUACAGUCAUGGUUAUUUGUAUGAAACUGAUAAUGUUCUGCUGUGUUCCUUAAUUUUGUCCCUGCAGGUAUCCCCUACAGAAGAGGAUACCUGCUCUAUGGUCCUCCUGGGUGUGGAAAAAGCAGCUUCAUGUGAGUGGGCAAAGGGAUUCAUAACCUUUAGUAUUAUAUUGAUAUUAUAUUUCAUAGUAUAUGAAAUUAUUGUGUGAUUACUCUGUGACUCAUUCUAUCACAGCACGGCUCUGGCAGGCGAGCUGGGUUACAGCAUCUGUCUGAUGAGUCUGAGCGACAGAACCCUGUCGGAUGAUCGCCUGAACCACCUCCUGAGCGUGGCGCCGCAGCAGAGCAUCAUCCUGCUGGAGGACGUGGACGCAGCGUUUGUCAGCAGAGACCUGCUCCCCACAGAGAGUGAGUAACAGAGAUCAGAGGGAGGAUGGUGGGUUUGGGUUUGGGGGUCAGAAACAAACGGUGACGUAAAAAGGAGAGACUGACUUUCAUUUUAAAAUCCAUUUUGUCUUUUUCUUUCAGAUCCGAUGGCUUUUCAGGGAAUGGGGAGACUGACCUUUAGCGGCCUGCUGAAUUCUUUAGACGGAGUUGCUUCAUCUGAGGCCAGGAUAGUUUUCAUGACCACCAACUUUAUCGACAGGUAGAGAAUAAGUUUAUGUUGUUAUGGGGCAUUAAAGAACAAACAGAGAGUACAAAUACAGUCAACAUAGCAGAGAAAAUAAUUCACACUUUGGUUAAAUCUAAAUGUACCCUGAGUUUUCCCAGUAACCUAAAAGGCCAUGAUGUCUAAGAUGAAAUUAGUCAGGACAGCAACAGCUGACAGACUGUGAGACCUAAACAUUGGUUUUAACUGAUCCUCAAUUUGCUUUGCAGCUUUUGGAAUUGCAUGAUUUGCUGGCAUGUUUCACAUAACUAAUAAUGUAAAAUACUGGAUGUGCUUCUAUUUAUGCUGUCCCCUGGUGGAAUAAAAAGUUAUGCAGCAUCAAAUAUUUAAAUAAAUUAAAGUAAGAGUGCACUGUUCCUGCUAAACUCGUCCUAUUUUAGAGCCUUUACCUCUCCAGCUCAUGUUUUUUUUGAUGUUUCACCGAUCAUUUGCACAAAGACAGAGGUGUAUUUUCAGUCCUCCUAAGCACCAUCCUCUCCUGUAUCUCCUCACACAGGUUAGACGCGGCUCUGAUCCGACCCGGACGUGUGGAUCUGAAGCAGUACAUCGGGCACUGCACUCAGGAGCAGGUUGCACAGAUGUUCCGGCGGUUUUACCCGGACGAGCCCGCCUCUGAAGCGGAGCGGUUUGCAGAGCAAGCGUUGGCCGCUCACUCUGAGAUCAGCGCUGCUCAGGUGCAAGGACACUUUCUGCUGCACAAAAUGGACCCUGCAGGAUCUAUAAAGAACGUUAGCCAAUUGAAAGGCUGAGUGGAUGGGAGGGAGAUUGUAGACGGAUGACUGAAUAAAAAAAGAAAAGAGGAAAAGCAUCGGCCUUUUCUUAAAUUUACAUUUUCAGAUGAAAUUACGGUGACUGGUGUGCACUGAUGCCAAAGACUGUCAAGAGAAGAUGAUUAAUAACAAAUAAAUGAUUUACUCUUCGGUGCUCCUGAUCACAUAUGUGAAACACACACCGCUCAUCUUGGAUGAUUUCUUUUGGAGAAACUAGAUUGCUGUUUCAGUCCAGGUGCUGAAGAGUAUUUUAGCCUCGUGUGCAACCUGCACAGUUUUUUAUCCACAUGGAAACAAGAACAAAAUUAAUUUUCUGUGUGAUCGAGAUGCAGAAAACUUGUUCAUAGAUGUUGAUCAACCAGGAUAACAAAAAUAAAAUUGCAAAUCAUGAGAACUUA
Xyrichtys novacula (pearly razorfish) is the source of this 5271-nucleotide messenger RNA. The record is from the annotation of a GenBank genome assembly. NCBI's taxonomy places the organism in Eukaryota, Metazoa, Chordata, Actinopteri, Labriformes, Labridae.